AUGGAACGUUUGAGCGUCGACUACGGCAAGAAGUCAAAACUGGAGUUCUCUGUCUAUCCGGCUCCCCAAAUCUCAACUGCUGUUGUUGAGCCUUACAACUCUAUUUUGACUACGCAUACAACACUGGAGCAUUCGGACUGUGCCUUUAUGGUUGACAAUGAGGCAAUCUAUGAUAUAUGCCGGUAGGUUGAUGUCCAUUUCGUUUAACGCGACUUUUUAGGCGCAACUUGGACAUUGAGCGUCCGACAUACACUAACCUGAAUCGUCUGAUUGGACAAAUUGUGAGCUCAAUCACUGCCUCGUUGCGUUUCGAUGGUGCUCUGAACGUCGACCUGACUGAGUUCCAGACGAACCUGGUUCCCUACCCACGCAUUCACUUCCCUCUGGCCACGUAUGCACCCGUGAUUUCCGCAGAGAAAGCGUACCACGAACAACUGAGUGUCGCUGAAAUCACCAAUGCAUGCUUCGAGCCGUUCAAUCAGAUGGUGAAGUGCGAUCCACGACGCGGCAAGUACAUGGCUUGCUGCAUGCUUUACCGUGGCGACGUUGUCCCGAAGGAUGUGAACGCUGCCAUCGCGACAAUCAAGACGAAGAGGACAAUUCAGUUUGUGGAUUGGUGUCCAACCGGUUUCAAGGUGGGCAUCAACUACCAACCGCCGACUGUGGUGCCAGGCGGUGAUCUGGCGAAGGUUCAGCGAGCCGUCUGCAUGUUGAGCAACACGACGGCAAUUGCGGAGGCCUGGGCACGUCUGGAUCACAAGUUUGAUCUGAUGUACGCGAAGCGUGCCUUUGUGCAUUGGUACGUCGGUGAGGGUAUGGAGGAAGGAGAGUUUUCGGAGGCCCGUGAAGAUUUGGCAGCCCUGGAGAAAGACUAUGAGGAGGUUGGCGUUGAUAGUGUGGAGGCCGAGGGUGAAGAAGAGGGCGAGGAGUACUAA
Molecule: messenger RNA, 935 nt
Organism: Spirometra erinaceieuropaei
Lineage: Eukaryota; Metazoa; Platyhelminthes; Cestoda; Diphyllobothriidea; Diphyllobothriidae
Source: the annotation of a GenBank genome assembly